AUGCUGCAGGCGGCAGGUAGUGGAAGCCCUUUGCGUCUCAAGCAAGCUGUGGUGGAAAUAAGCUCGUCAUUCAGAGGAAAGAAUUGUCCAAGUACUUGGGUGCAUGCAAAACAGUGCCUGGCCAGAGUUUUAGCAAGACGUGAAAUAUUGCACUGGGUCGUGGCAGUUGAAUUGCUAUUUCCAGAAAGGAUUCAGACUCCAGUGGCAUAUAGAAGACUGCUCUGUGCUCUCCAGUACAGCAUCCCCAGGCCUCCUGCUCUAAGUAUAGCUUCUUUUGACAAAAAAAGCCACAGAGAAGCAAGUCCCUCUCCAACACCAUCCAGUGAAUGGGAAGAGACCCCAUUGAUCUUCACGGUCAGACAAGAAAUGAAUAUGGGAGCCAGAGGAUCACCCAGGCAGGCCUGGGGCAGUUCAGUUCUGGAAUAGUGAAUGACAAAAACGCCUAUUCAGGUCCACUCAGUAAAUCCUAUGCACCUGGAGGCCACAGGCACACAUAUCAACAGGCACGUGAGAUUUCAGAACCAGCCCCCCUGUAAUUCCAAGGGAGAUUCUGUCCCAUCUGGUCUUACUCUGAGGCCAUACACUGCCGUCGGCCUCAACGGGAGAAGCCGGACCCCCUUUGCCUCGUCCAGGGUCUCCUGGAGUUUGUCAGAGCUUGAGCUGGAAGAGAGGAUGACACCCGCAGUAGGCGCACGGGCAAACCCAGAUUCCCAAAGCUGGCUCCUGGGUGCACCCGGGAAUUCAGUGGGAAGGGGCACAGUUGCCAUGGCACCAGAGAUGCUCCCCAGGCAUCUUCAUCCUCCCGGGAAAAGGGGGCCGGGGGCAGACGCCUCUCUCCCCAGCAGUCUGGCAGGAGCGCCCCUUCCUGUGCUUGCCCGUGCUCCCACCCAUCUCCCCUCCAAGAGGUUAAUCAAGGUUUGCUCCUCUCCGCCCUCCCGCCUACCCCCGCGUUUCCAUACGGUUUGUUCACAGGCCCCUCCUAGGCAGGUGAAUGCUCACUUACACUGA
Aethalodelphis obliquidens (Pacific white-sided dolphin) is the source of this 1008-nucleotide messenger RNA. It is a transcript of the gene CUNH12orf42, whose product is annotated as chromosome unknown C12orf42 homolog. The record is from RefSeq and is a predicted model, not a curated record. NCBI's taxonomy places the organism in Eukaryota, Metazoa, Chordata, Mammalia, Artiodactyla, Delphinidae.